AGAGCCUCCCUGAUGUAUAUAUGCAGGUAGAGAGAACUGAAUUAGCCCUGCAAAAAGUAAUAUAAUAAAACUGAUUUGGGGAGCAGCAGUUCUUAUUUUUCUACUCUUGUGUGGGAAUGAGUUGCCAAUCUUUUACUUCGGCUGAUACCUUUAUACCUCUGAAUUCUGAGGCUUCUGCAACUUUGCCUCUGAUAAUGCAUCACAGCGCUGCCGAGUGUCUACCAGUGUCCAACCACGCCAGCAACGUGAUGUCUACAGCAACGGGGCUACAUUAUUCUGUUCCUUCUUGCCAUUAUGGAAACCAGCCAUCAACCUAUGGAGUGAUGGCAGGCAGUUUAACCCCGUGUCUUUACAAGUUUCCAGACCACGCUCUGAGCCAUGGAUUUCCUCCCCUACACCAGCCUCUGCUAGCGGAAGACCCCACAGCCUCUGAAUUCAAGCAGGAACUCAGGCGGAAAAGUAAAUUGGUUGAAGAGCCAACAGACAUGGAUUCUCCGGAAAUCAGAGAACUUGAAAAGUUUGCCAAUGAAUUUAAAGUGAGAAGAAUCAAGUUAGGAUACACUCAAACAAAUGUUGGUGAAGCCCUGGCAGCUGUUCAUGGCUCUGAAUUCAGUCAAACAACAAUCUGCCGAUUUGAAAACCUGCAGCUCAGCUUUAAAAACGCAUGCAAACUGAAAGCAAUAUUAUCCAAGUGGCUGGAGGAAGCCGAGCAAGUAGGAGCUUUGUACAAUGAAAAAGUGGGAGCAAAUGAAAGGAAAAGGAAACGCAGAACAACUAUAAGUAUUGCAGCUAAAGAUGCUCUGGAGAGAAACUUUGGAGAACAGAAUAAACCUUCCUCUCAAGAGAUCAUGCGGAUGGCUGAAGAACUGAAUCUUGAAAAAGAAGUAGUAAGAGUUUGGUUUUGCAACCGAAGGCAGAGGGAAAAACGGGUGAAAACAAGUUUGAAUCAAAGUCUGUUUUCUAUUUCUAAAGAGCAUCUUGAGUGCAGAUAAGAUUUUCUAUUGCAUAACAGCUACCCAACCCCAUUUCUCCUUCCUUUUUCUUCUCCAGAAAAACAGAACUUACUUGGGUGAAUUAAAAAGUAUUUUAUACCAAAAACUUCUAGUAUAACACUAUUUUUAUUGAAAAUCCAAGUUUAAAUUAUAUUAUUUUAAAAAUAAUUAUUCUCAGAAGCCAGAUUUAUAUUUUAAGCCAAAGAUACUAACUGGAGAAAAUGCAUGAACUUCCCUAUGUCUCUAUCUUCAGACACACAAACAUGAGUACGCACAUGGAUCUCUUAGUUUAAAAUUCCUCUUCUAAGGCAGUUUAUCAGAUUUUUAAUCUUUUAAUCAGUAAUUUAAUAUACCUAAGGAAUUUGACCAAGGAAAAUCCAAUUAGAAAAUUUGUUAAUCAGUAUUCUGCCUAUCACUAGCCCUAACAGUUUGCUUGGAUUAAAAGUUUUGAACUUCAGGGCCAGAGAUGUCUUAGAAUUUUAUUACUGGAACUUCAAUCAUCAGAAUCGAUACCUUUGAAGUUAAUAUUUAGGGCACAGAGCCCAAAGUAGUAUUUCAAGGGAUUUGCAAAAACAUUUCUGUAUAACCUGUAUAUUCUCAAAUAUAAGCUUUUUGAUGUUUAGUUAUAGAAAAUAUGUAAGCUGGAAAUAUAGCUCAAGUGGUCAAGUGCUUGCCUAGCGUGUACCAGGCCCUGGGUUAGAUCUCCAGCAUAAAUAAAUAGUUUAAUGGAUUCAUGUGCCCCAAACUAUUAAUCAAUAAGCUACAACAGAGGAGGAAAAACAACUAAAUUGUCUGCUGUUAUUUCUCCAAAGUAUGGGAAAGUGUCACUGCAGGCAUGCAAUCUUUGUUAAAUUAAAUAUAUUAUUAACAAUGGCUACAAACAUGAAGGGUGCUGCCUAAUUUUAAAAUAUGACCCAUUUUUGAAAUCUUAUAGCCCAGAACAUUUUAUGCACACACACACACACAUUUGGUAGAACUGAUUAGAAUCCAAUUAAUAAAAAAUCUGAUGUAUUGAACUUUUCAAUUCUGGGAAUGGCAUCUCAAAGAUAUUUACAGGAAUCAACUUCUUUGAAACUUUCAGCUCGAAGCACACUAUAAUGUGACAUAAAUGUAGAAUAGCAUAAUUUUACAAUUUGAAUGUAAAUCUGAUGGCAAUAUUUAUCUAAGUUACUUUAAUAAAGUGAACAUUUCAGCCAAAUUUUGCUUUAGAACACUUAAUAAAUUAUUAUUGUCAAACCUCCAUUUUUAUAAUUAUUAAAUACCUAGCAUUAGACAGGUCAAUUUUCUGAGGGUCAUGUAUGUAUAUGUGUGCAUAACCACCAGUUUUGAUCUAUUACUAAUAAGCACAGAUAUUACAAAUAAAAGAUAAUUUUCAAAGACCUGAUGAUCCACACUUAACCAUACACUUAACACCCAAGAAGUAUUACUUUUAUUCGAGUAAAUUUUAAAUUAUUUGACCAUGCAGGUGUUUUAAGUUUUUUCUCUGCUGAAAGCACUGAGGAAUUCUUUAGUUUGCAAUAGGUAGGGUCAGUACAUCCAUAUAUAUAUGCACUUUGACCAUGUAAAGGAGCAAAAUAUAAUGCAAUAUAAAUCUAGCUUAGUGAUAUUUUUAUUUUAAUUAUGAAUCCAGUGGUUGUUUAAUAUAAUCUGACUUUAUGUAAUAGAAACAAACGUAUGUGUGCGCAUGUGUUUAGUUCACCAUCAGUAUAAAUAUAUCCAUGCUUAGAUGGUAAUCAUACAUUUAUCCAUAAGGUCUAUCUUUUCAAGAUAACAUACAAUUAGCAUCAGGAGUCAUCAUUUCUCCCUAAAAGAAACUAUCUUAAAUGAAUGCUUAAUAUUGAAAUAACAAUUAUAUACUAAUUUAAAUAUUCAUGUGUUAGUUGUAAAUGUACUGGUUUCUACGUUACUCCAUUUAUAUUAAUGAGUCCUGAAACUAUUUUUUUUAUAUAGACAUUCUUUUAUAUAUUGACCUUUUAAAACAACAGAAAAGGAUUAAUGUAAUUUAGAAUCCUAUACUACAAUUAAGCAAAUGCCAAAUGUCAUUUAUUGUAUAGUAUCUAAGGGUCCAUACUUUUGGAAAUAUACAUCAAAGACUGAUGUCUUUGAUGAACAUUUCCAUUUUAUGUCCUUGUAAGUUUUACAGUGUUUUCUUCAAGAAUUCAGUAGAAACAUUCAUUGAAAUAGAAAGAUUUGUUACCCAUUUAUACUGAUCAUAUUUUAAACUUUACCUAGUUUACCUUCUUAUUUUUAAUGCUGGAAAGAAUCUGUCUAGUCAAAGGAAUAUCUGUAGUAUCAGAGAAUGGGAAGAUGUGUGUGUCUUCAAGUUCUUAGUGAGUGGUGGGGUACGUAUGGGGUAGCGAAAUCAGACUUUACAAUUCUUAGGCUUCCUUUAAAA
Heterocephalus glaber (naked mole-rat) is the source of this 3387-nucleotide messenger RNA. It is a transcript of the gene Pou1f1, whose product is annotated as POU class 1 homeobox 1. Lineage: Eukaryota; Metazoa; Chordata; Mammalia; Rodentia; Bathyergidae. Gene Ontology annotation, molecular function: RNA polymerase II cis-regulatory region sequence-specific DNA binding; DNA-binding transcription factor activity, RNA polymerase II-specific. The record is from RefSeq and is a predicted model, not a curated record. Gene Ontology annotation, biological process: regulation of transcription by RNA polymerase II.